This is a messenger RNA of Penicillium cataractarum, 7839 nucleotides long. RefSeq names its product putative polyketide synthase. Lineage: Eukaryota; Fungi; Ascomycota; Eurotiomycetes; Eurotiales; Aspergillaceae. Gene Ontology annotation, biological process: secondary metabolite biosynthetic process; fatty acid biosynthetic process. Gene Ontology annotation, molecular function: oxidoreductase activity; phosphopantetheine binding; fatty acid synthase activity. The record is from RefSeq and is a predicted model, not a curated record. The transcript has 8 exons. The coding region runs from base 1 to 7839 and encodes 2612 amino acids.
AUGAAAGAGAUUCCCAUAAUUCUGGAGACCACUGGCUCCGAAGUUUUCGAAGAAUGUAUCACCCAGUCAGACAUCGGAGACAGUGAGCCUUCGAAAGGCCCACCGAAUGACCUUGCCAUUCUCAAGGAAGAUGCAUCUAUGCCGAUAGCAGUGAUAGGAAUGGGAUUUCGUGGGCCUGCAGAUGCAACAGACACGAAUAGAUUAUGGCAAAUGAUGCUUGAAAAACGGGAAGCGUGGUCGGCAAUUCCGAAAGAGCGGUGGAAUAACAAAGCAUUUUAUCAUCCAGAUCAUGCUCGGCAUGGCACGAUCAAUGUGGAAGGGGGUCACUUCAUUGCCGAAGACUUGUCGUUGUUUGAUGCACCCUUCUUCAACAUGACCAGUGAUGAGGCAGCAGCCAUGGAUCCUCAACAAAGGAUGUUAUUGGAAGUGUCCUAUGAAGGUCUAGAGAACGCUGGUAUCCCAUUAACCCGAGUGACUGGCACUCGAACUUCAUGUUUCGUGGGGUCAUUCUGCGCAGACUAUACAGACCUACUUCACCGAGACCCCGAGUGCGUGCCCAUGUAUCAGUGCACAAAUGCCGGCCAAUCUCGUGCGAUGAUGGCAAACCGAGUUUCAUAUUUCUUCGACCUGAAAGGUCCCAGUGUCACGGUGGAUACGGCUUGCUCUGGUAGUUUGGUGGCCUUGCACCUUGCGUGCCAGAGUCUCCGCACGGAAGAUGCAUCGAUGGCUAUCGCUGCAGGUGUGAACUUGAUUCUCAGCCACGAGUUCAUGUCCACGAUGAGCAUGAUGAGAUUUCUCUCUCCGGACGGGCGAUGCCAUACGUUUGAUGAAAAAGCAAACGGAUAUGCGCGGGGCGAGGCAAUAGCUUGCCUCAUACUGAAACCGCUGGCUAACGCUCUACGUGAUGGAGACACUAUUCGGGCGGUUAUCCGUGGAGCGGGAUCAAAUCAAGAUGGCCGCACACCGGGGAUCACUCUGCCGAGUGGAACUGCCCAGGAAGCGCUGAUCCGAGAUGUUUACGCUCGAGCCGGUCUUUGCCCCAGUGAAACGGAAGUGGUCGAGGCACAUGGAACGGGUACGCAAGCUGGUGAUCCAGUUGAGAUUGGCGCGAUAGCCAGAUCCUUCGAGCUUGGGCAUGACACUGAUCGUGUAACGAGGAUUGGAUCAAUUAAAACAAACGUUGGCCAUCUCGAGGGGGCGAGUGGGGUGGCUGGUGUUAUCAAGGCCAUUAUGAUGUUAGAGAAUCGGGUAAUUUUACCGAGUCGGAAUUUUGAGACGCCAAAUCCGAGAAUAUCAUUUGACGACUGGAAUUUGAGGGUUCCACAAACCCCGGAACCAUGGGAUACACCUGGACCCCAUCGAGUGUCUGUCAACAGCUUUGGCUACGGCGGUAGCAACGCUCAUGUCAUCCUGGAGGAUACUUUGGGAUAUCUAUCAGAGCGUGGGCUGCAGCGAUGGUUUCGAAGCCCUUCGCGAAUCACGCGAAAACGACCUCGCGUCGACGAACGUGCGGAAUGUUCAGACCCUCCGCGUCAAAGAGUCUUCAUCAUUUCUGCAUUUGACGAGUCAUCGUGCAAGUCCCAGAUUGCAAAUAUUCGCGACUAUCUAGAGUCAAAUAAGGAUCUUGCUAGUGAUGAAUUCUUAGAUGAUCUGGCUUUGACGCUCAACGAGCACCGGACGCGUUUCAUGUGGAAGGCCGCGGUGAUGGGCUCCUCAGGUAGAGUUCUAAGCCAUUCGCUAUCAAAUAACCUUGAAAUUCGGUGCUCGGCUCGGAAACCUACUUUAGGGUUUGUUUUCACUGGACAAGGGGCACAGUGGGUGGGGAUGGGCAAGGAGUUGCUUCACACAUAUCCGGUGUUCUCGAAGUCAAUAUCCAGGAUUGACGAGUAUCUAGCAGAGAUGGGUGCUCCAUUUUACGUGUCUGGUGAGUGGGGUUUAAUUAUUAUCUGCGAAAUUUGUUACGUGGCUGACAGCUCGACGGGUCAACUAGAGGAACUUUCAAGAAGCCCAGAGGAUUCUCAACUGAACCACCCGCUCCUUAGUCAAGCAAUAUGCUCAGCCUUACAAAUAGCUCUUGUCGACCUGCUUGCAUUGUGGAAUAUAUACCCUAACUCAGUGACUGGUCAUUCUAGUGGUGAAAUUGCUGCUGCAUAUGCUUGCGGUGCUCUCAGUAUGGAAGAUGCCAUGGCGGUGGCGUAUUUCCGAGGCAUAGCAGCAAGCCAGCUUCUCAUCUCUCCGGAUAUAAAAGGGGCCAUGAUUGCAAUUGGCAUGUCAAAUGAGGCAAUCCGAGAAUAUCUGGGGAAACUAACUACUGGAAAAGCUGGGGUGGCUUGCAUCAACAGUCCGUCCAGUGUGACUGUUUCCGGAGAUGCGUGUGCCAUUGAUGAGCUAGCAGAAAUUUUGAAAGACAAAUCCGUGUUCUUCCGUCUUCUAGCAGUCGAUGUUGCGUACCAUUCGCAUCAUAUGGAAAUCGUCGCCAAUGAGUAUCUCAGUUCUAUAGAGCACAUAUCCCCUCGUCAUGACCACACACCCGCAUCGCAACUUGGGAAAGUCGCUUUUUUCUCAUCCUUCACGGGAUCCGAGAUACAAAAUAGCGAUAUGGGCCCUCAGUACUGGGUAUCAAACCUCUUGGGGCAGGUGAAAUUCUCCGAGGCUCUCAAGAAUCUCUGUUUUGAGACAGACAGUCAACAAAAUGUGACAGGUCUGAUUUCUAGGAGAAGAGGAAAGAGGCAAGGCGCUGCACAAAAGCCAAGUGUGGAUUGUCUUCUGGAGAUUGGCCCACAUUCUGCACUUGCUGGCCCUGUCAAGCAGAUAAUACAAGAAGACACUAAACUUCGAACAUCGGAAAUCAGUUACCUGAGCAUGCUUUCCAGAAAAAACCAUGCCGUCUCUUCAGCUCUGACCGCAGUAUCCGCCCUGGCAACAAUGAGUUACCCAGUGAAUUUUGAAGCAAUAAACUUUCCAAAAGGCAAUGGGCUUGCACUAAAACCACGACUUCUUGUGGACAUGCCAUCCUACAGGUGGAAUCGUACACGAUCUUAUUGGGCGGAGCCACGAAUGAGCAAAACCUACCGAAAUCGCGAAUAUCCUCGCACGGAUCUACUCGGCGUACCAGACAACAUGGCCUGUCCUUACGAAUGGCGAUGGAGAAACUACAUCCGAACUUCAGAGAUACCCUGGCUUCAAGAUCACAGGAUUCAGUCAGACAUUAUAUUCCCUGCUGCUGGGUAUAUUGCCAUGGCAAUAGAAGCAAUCGUGCAGUUGAUAAAAGAUUCCGAUCAUAUAGAAGAAUUCAUCUUGCAAGACGUUCGGAUACGCUCCGCGCUGAUUGUGCCCGAAGGAUCAGGGGUCGAAAUUAUGACUUUUCUACGAGACUCUGACAAGGGUUUCACGCAUGAAUCAGACCGAUCGUAUAGGUUUCAUAUAUACUCGGCGACCCUUGAAAAUCAGUGGACAGAACAUUGUGCUGGAAUCAUCUGUGCUCAAAUCGAUUCGAGCAAUACCGAUGAUGAAACCUUUGCUGAUCUCAAUGGAUUCGCAAUCGCGCCCACGACAAACAACACCAGAAAUAUUUCCGUCAUUGACAUCCCUCAGCUAUAUCAAAAGCUACAUGAUGUGGGUUUAGAGUAUGGACCUUGCUUUUCAAACUUGACAUGUGUUCAUACAACUCAAUAUGGGGUUUGUUUUGCUGAACUCACCAUUCCCGAUACUCGAACUGCCAUGCCAAUGAACUUUGAGAAUCAAGUCAUAAUUCAUCCGUGUACCCUUGACAGCGUAUUCCAUACUAUCUUUGCUGCGUUGCCGGAGAACAUGGACCUUGAGACCGGUCCGCUUAUUCCAGUUUCAUUCGAGACGGUAAAGAUUUCUCGUCAAAUUCAGAGAUCAGCCGGGGAAAUCCUCAGUAUAUGCACCCACGUUCAGCCUGGAUUGAAAAAUAACGUCGUGGCCUCAAUAUCUGCAACGGAUAGUGUUGACGGUCUGAGCGGCAUGAAGCCAAAACUAUCCGUUCACGGACUUCGUUGUGCCCGCCUACAAGGGUCUUCAAAUCAUCUCGAGAAUAGGAAUGAUAUCCCAAUUGCAUACGGAAUUGAGUGGCAGGCAGACCCGGCCUUCCUUACCAGAGAGAAUGCAGCAUUUCUGUUCCAGCAGCAAGAUACAGAUCCAAGCCAAUCGCUUCCCUUGCAAGCAUCUUGCGAAGAACACACAGCAAGCCUCAUCAAGGACACGGUUGCAAAGUUAUCCGAAGAGAGUAAAGAGACACUUGACCGCACGUACAGCCGAUACCGGGAUGAUCUUGUGGCUAUUCUUCAGGCGUAUGACAAGAACCAUCAAAUUUAUCCACCCAACCGGUUCACUUCACUGCAAGAAGAAAAUAUGGGUGCUUCGUGCGGUAUGAAAGAUCUGCUUCGCGUUGUCUCCUCCCAUCUCUUUUCGUUGCCGCCAACAAACCUGGAGGCGUUCAAGGAAGCCCAGAGAGAGAUAUGGAAUUCAUACAAAGAGCUCAUUACCGAGAAUCUGGCGUACUUUGCCGCAGCAAAGUAUGUUGGCCUGAUUGGUAAUAAAAAUCCAGAUAUCUCAGUUCUGGAAAUCAACGAUGGAGGAGACCGGCCAUACACCUUGUUCUUGGAGGAACUGGCUCCACGUCCCGGUGGUCAACAAGACAAAGUGCCUCACUGCACAAAAUAUGCAUUUGCGUUCAGAGACGAGGAUAACAUAGCCCGAGCAAGAGCGGAUUUCGGUCAUUGGGAGGAUAUUGUGAAGCUUGAGAAGCUGGAUCUCAAUUCUGAUCUUUCUAAGCAGGAAGUUAGCAAAGAUGUCUACGAUGUCAUCAUCGCCCCGAACUUCUUCUACUCGGCACAAAACACCAAGAGGGGACUUCUCAAAAUUAAGUCACUUUUGAAGCCAUCCGGCUACUUGAUAAUACCUGAUACCUUCCAGCCCAAGAGAAGCCUUUUGGAUGCUCUCUUAGUUACUAAUCUCUACCAUUGGCCACAUGAGACGGCAGACUCCAUCCAAAGCGGAGAAAAGAAGGGGGAAAUUCUUCCUGAGGCCGGAUUCAGAGCAGAGGAUAUUAUCGAAGGUGCUUUGACUGUUUGUCGCCCACUGCAUGAAUCAAACUUAUCCGACAAUAAGAUAUUGGUCAUUCGUGAAGAUGAUGAUGAGACCUUAGUGAAAUUCUCAGAAGCACUGAUCCAAAGAUUGUCGGACGAGACGACUGUGUCAGACAUUAUGGAAGCGAACACACACGGCCGUAUCUGCGUCAUCGUCAGCGACUUUAAGAAAAGCUCAUUUCAAAGCCCUGAUGCCAAUAUGUUGCAGAAACUAAAGGAGAUUUUCUUACAGAGUGAGGGGGUACUCUGGGUGACGAGAGGCGGGACGAUGCACGCUACAAACCCCCAGGAUGGGCUUGCAGUUGGCUUCGCAAGAACGGCUCGCUCAGAAUCAGGUGUUCAACCGAUUAUCACACUUGAUCUAGAUCCGAACUUCCCGAUACUAGACAACUCUAGGGUGAACACCAUUGUCGAGCUCGUGAAGACCCAUUUCUUCCAGGAAGGCCCACCAGAGCAGGACACCGAAUAUGCAGAGCGUGAUGGAGUUGUUUUGGUUCCUCGGGCGGUAGCUCAAGAUGACUGGAAUCGCAACAUAACGAUGAUGAAUAAGGCGGUGACAUUAUCACCGGAGCCAUUUCACCAGCCGGACAACCUCCUCUUACUGCGCAGGAAUGAGCUUGGAAAGAACGAAGUUUACUUUACGGCUAGCAAGCAGAGCACGGGGAUUCGCGAGGGUCAUAUCGGUAUCAAGGUUUUUGCUUUCGCCUUGAGUGGGUUUGAUACAGACAGCGGCAAAGAAGCGAGUGAUACCCUUGAUGCAGUUGGAUUCGGAUGUAGCGGGCAAGUAUGCGAAGUCGGGCCAAAUGUCCACGAAUUCUCGGUGGGAGAUCGCGUCGCUUGUCUUGGAACUGGAACAGCACAAAAUUACUACUACGACCAGGCCCCAGCUUUUCAAAAAAUUAAAGAUGACACUCCGUAUGAUCUUGCCGCAUCAUUGCCUCUCGCAUAUACCGCGGCAUACUGGAUUGUUCACGAAGUUGCCAGAAUCAAGGGCGGCGAUGCGGUCCUUAUACACGACGCAGCAAGCUGGUACGGGCAAGCGUUGACUGAGAUUUGCAUGCUAGGCGAGUGUGAAGUCUUUGCAAUUGUCUCCACCGAUACUCAGAAGGAUUCCAUCUCAGACACAUUCCAAAUCCCAUCAUGGCAGAUCUUCGUGGACGGAAAGGACAACAUAGCACGACGUCUUUUGGAGUCCGCUGAUGGCAGGCUUCCCGGGACUGUGAUGACAUUUGCUGAGUCUGACAGCAAGAUAUUCAAGACUUUAUGCAAACUCGCUGCACCAUUCGGCCAUGUAAUUCAUCUUCGGACUAGGGUGCUGGACCGUCAGAGGGACUGUACUUUGAAAUCGGAUUUGAAGAACAUUUCGUUCUCCACAUUCGAUAUUUUCGAUUUUCAACCAAACAAAAAUGCCUCAAUCUUGGAAAUCUGGUCAAAAGUCAUGUCUCUUUUCAUCCAAGGAAAAUUGCGCGGGCCGUCUUCCUAUUCUGUUCAUAGAGUGACAGAUGUGGCCAAAGCUAUCAGUACUAUCUCUUCAACGAAUUAUGCCGUGAUCGUCACAGAAGGUGAUGAAGUUGUGCAGGCCACCACGGCAAACGCCCCGAAAACUCUUUUCCAAAAAGACGCUUCGUACCUUGUGGUGGGUGGACUCGGGGGAAUUGGACGUGAGAUUGUUUCCUGGAUGGUGGAGCACGGCGCCAAAUACUUGAUUCUUGUCAAUCGCAGCGGGUUGGCUACAGACACGGCGCGAUCUACCUUACGGCUGCUUCUUGAUAAGGGCAUUGAAGUCGCCGUGCGUGGUUGCGAUAUAUCAGCCAAACGAGCUUUCAGUGAAAUGUACAACGAAAUAUCGAAAACUAUGCCACCUAUCAGGGGUGUCAUUCAGGGUGCCAUGAUACUCAAGGAUGUUCAUAUCGAGAGGAUGACGGCGGAAGACUACAAUGCAGUUCUACGUCCCAAAUACGCUGGAACCUGGAACCUACAUAAUUACUUGCCCAAAGAUCUGGACUUCUUCGUGAUGCUGUCAUCCAUAAGUGGCGUGAUUGGAAAUGCUACCCAAUCCGCCUACGCGGCUGGAUCCGCAUUCAUGGACUCCUUUGCCGCAUACCGAAAUACCCUAGGCCUGCCCGCUGUGUCGCUGGACCUAGGUGCCGUUACAAGUGUCGGGUACCUGGCGGAAAACAAAGAGCUAGCAGAGAAAAUGACAAAACAAGGAUUCCAGAGCACAGAUAUCAAAAUACUCUUGUCGCUCGUCCAGCUUGCGAUUUCAGAGCCACCUACUGGCUCUCAUUCGCAGAUUGUGACGGGCCUUGGGGAUUGGAAACCAGGCAAGUCCCUGGCUAAUUUCGACGCGCCUCUCUUCUCUCAUUUCCGGAGGAGAUUCCUGGUAAAUGACCCACACGAAGAGGGGGUUGACAAUUCCGAGACACUACGUGAGAAUAUGAGAGCUGCAAAAACUCGGGAAGAGGCCAUACUGGUUGUCUUCGAGGCUCUAUCCGGAAAGCUUGCUGCGCAGCUGAACAUCCCAAUAGACAGGAUCGACCCAGAGAGUCCACUCUCGGAAUUUGGCACCGAUUCAACCGACGCAGCCGAGCUACGAAACUGGAUUUCCAAAACCUUGGAUUCCACGGUGCCUAUUCUUGAAAUACUCGCGAAUGGCUCGAUUCUUCAGUUGGCAGGCCAAAUCGCUAGCCGAUCGCAGUUACUGAAUGUCAAUGACGAGAUGCCAUAG